CGCCAACAUCUUGAUCACUCUUGCCAUCUAGGCUAUAUCGACCAUCUUUUUGCCAGUGUGUUGGAAGGUGAUGGGCUGCCUUUGAACAAGGCCCCACGCUAAGCACAAAACCGGCUGCGUACCUCUCGCCUGAGCCUAGAUUCAGUGUGACGAUAUCGUACGUCGACCAUGUCGGUGACUUACCAAAACGACGCCUUUGAACCCUGGCCGGAGACGCUGAAGAAAGAGUCUCCCAGCGUCUCUUCGGAUAAGCAAGAAGAUCAGAAACAUUCGGAAGCGGAGACAUCGCAAGAAGAACCACGCAAAAGAAGAUGGCGCCUCUUUAAACAGACCCUACUGGUGUUAAAUAUGAGUAUGGCGAUGUGGGGUAUCGGCAGCAUCAACAUCUUCUCUUCAGUCAUCGCUCAUGAUCAAGAAACGCACAACACGACUAUAUACGGAAACCUGAUUACUUUCUCCGACUACGAGUUCGAUGAGCUGAAUAGCCUGAAGACUUUAGCAACAUUAGCCAGUUCGUGUUUGACGGGUGUCAUGAUGAACCACUUCGGGCGUCGUUCGUGUAUGGCUAUAUCCGGGAUGUUGGCAAUAGCGGGCUGGAUCGGAAUUGCCUUUGUAUCUAACGUUAAUGGAAUGCUCGGUUUCAGGAUUAUAUCCGGGUUGGCCGUUAGUGGACUCCGCAUGUCGACCGCCGCGUACGUGGUCGAAAUUGUUGAUCGUGAAAUCAGGGGCACCAUGGCUAGCAUCGUCGGCAGUGGCGUCUUUGCAGGUCAUGUGGUGACACUGGGCCUUAGCUUCGCCUUCAGGUACUACACGGUUUGUCUUUUACUUACGAUUUUCCAGGCCAUAUCUCUUGUAUCCAUCUUCUGGUUUCCCACGAGCCCAAGUGUUUUAGUACUCCAAGGUCGAGAGGAACAAGCUCGGGAAGCAUUGGUCAGACUUCGGGGGACACACGCAGACAUCGACGCUGAAAUCCAAGUCUACAAAGAUGCGAAUCAAGUAACCAAAGGAAAUCGCUCGGCCUGGAAGAGCCUGUUUGCCCGUGAGGUGAUCGCGGACCUGGCUCGAGUCUGCACUUUAUGUAUCUUUACACAUUUUACAGGAUUUUACCUCAUAUUGUCCAAUGUUUUGAGGGUAUUUAAGGAGUCGAGAUCAAGCCUUGACAACCACAUAGCCUCUAACAUAGUUGCAUUUAUCCAGUUUGUGUCGGUUUUAUUUGCAAGCAUGCUAGUAGAUAAACUAGGCAGAAGAAACAGCCUGAUGAUGUCCUUCGGCAUCACGAGUGUUCCCUUGGCAGUAAUGGCUGCUUACUCAGCCAGUUUAAGCGACAGUACGCAAGAGACUAACUACGCUUGGAUCCCCGUUGUUUGCAUGGUGAUUGCCGAGGCAACAGUGGUUCUAGGAGCUGUUCCGGUUACUCAUAUCCUCUGCAGUGAAUAUUUCCCCACUUUUCUUCGCCCUCAGGCUUUAAGCAUUUGCGGCUUAACCUUCAACCUCGCUGGAUUCUUGCUUCUCCAGUUUUACACCCAAAUGAUCGAAGGGAUGACUGCGACUGGCGUCUUUGCAAUGUACUCUUGUUCUUGCGUCGUUGCCGUAAUUUUCACGUUCUUCGCCAUCAAAGAAACCAGGGGAGAAUAUAUCGGUUGAUGCCUCUUUAGGAAGAAAAGACAGGACCACAUCUCACAGUUGCGCCUUGUUAUGAGAAAUGACAACUUUUUCCCCAGACUCUUCACGAGCUAUCUGUUGUCCCUGCUCGCGAUAUUAGGCCUACCAGUUUGCAAUCUGUAUUUUUCAUUCAAAUUCUCUCCCUCGCGCCCUAUCAUUGCUAAUACUUGUUUUCCAUCUGAAUACAUUUAGGUUUAUCAUAUGAGCUGUAUUAAUAUAUUAGUUGAAUAAUGAUUCUAUCGAGUUAUUGGGGCUCAUGUGCGUUUGAUCCAUCUUUUCUCUUCACAGAUCUUUCACGUCAUCAUUUCCUCACCAACACUAAUGCUCUCUCCGACUCUCACUUCCGUCCUGUGCAUUUUCUUUUCGUUCAU
Molecule: messenger RNA, 2033 nt
Organism: Macrobrachium nipponense
Lineage: Eukaryota; Metazoa; Arthropoda; Malacostraca; Decapoda; Palaemonidae
Product: facilitated trehalose transporter Tret1-like
Exons: 10
Coding region: 169-1644 (491 amino acids)
Biological process (GO): transmembrane transport
Cellular component (GO): membrane
Molecular function (GO): transmembrane transporter activity
Source: RefSeq, a predicted model, not a curated record